CCUUAAUUUUGAUAAAAUGAGAACUAUCACACUAUCAGUCAUUUUAAUCUACCAUGAACCAAUAAAUUUGAACCUUAGAUGCUAUACAAUAAUUUUUGGCAACUAGAAAUGUAUUGAUCUUAAUUUUAUUGCAAGCAAGUUAAAUGCAAUUAUGUCUGCAAGGUUAGUUAAGCCUUGAUUUAUUGCUGCUGUACAUAGGGGCCAUUGGUUUUAAUGUUAUGACUAGUUACUAUAUCCCUAUUUACAAAUUUGGGGGAGGAGUAGAAGACAAGACACGGGGUUCUCCUUAGAUUUGGCGGCCGUGCUACUGAAUACCUGAUAUACUGAGAAUGGCGUAGUUGGCAAGCAUAGCACAGCAUGGUUGUCAUCAGUUUAGCCAGCAGUAAAAGUAACCUCUUGUUUAUUUAAUUUAUGCCAUUUUCUUGAGGUAGGGUCUGAAAAAAAGAUUCUGAACUUUGCUCUCGUGAGUGUAGGAAUUUCCUUACAAGUACAGCGACCAACUAUUUAAACGUAGCAAUCCAGAGAGGAACAUGUAGGAGAAUGGCAGAAAUGUUUCAACAUGUGAGGGAAGAGUUGGGGGUACGGGAAUGUAGGGCAACAAGGGUUGAUGACAUCCAUUUUUAGAGACUGAGCAAGACCUGGGAAGGAAACCGCCUGUGACACAGUCUGCGAGUUGUACCGCACUUAACAUACGUGACACGUGAACGUACAACAGCCUUUUGGUUUUGAUCUGAUCAUGGCAAAGUGCCUUCUGUGUCCCUAACUUAUCCUCUUUAUUGUAGACAAAUCAUAACUCAAAAAGUCUUUCUCCCAAUUAGUCCAAGACAUUGGAAGAUUCAAGGUAUUAUAACAACCUGCUUGUGAAGUUUUAACUUCAGAGAAAUUCUCGGAGCAGACUGCAUUAUGACAGACGAAGUUCAGAAAAAAGUUUUGGAAAGUACGCUCUUUCAUCCUACUGCCAAGAAGUACCCACCAAAACUGUCAUAUCAGAAAGCAUUUUUGAAAGCAUUAAUGGUACAGGUGGAGAGCUCGGGAGCAGAGGUGUGCGACGAGCUCUACGCGGCUCUGUGCUCCACGCUAGUGGGGCGAGGGCCGAGCGAGGACCACCACUACCGCCACUACUUCCUGGCUGACGGCGGUGCCGGCACCACCUCCCUGGUGCUGAAGGAGAGCUGCAGCAUCGUCUCUGGCGGCACGACCGGCCUCUGCGCUUGGCAGGCGUCGCAGGCCCUGUCCGAGUGGUGCCUGGCGCACCCUGCGGUGCUGGCCGGCCGGCGGGUGCUGGAGCUGGGCUCGGGGGUCGGCCUAACGGGCCUGGUCGCCUGCCUCCGCUGCCGGCCCGCCUCCUACGUCUUCUCCGACGCCCACCCGGCCGUCCUGCGGCUCCUGCGCGAGAACGUGGCGAGGAACUUGGCUCUGGUCCCCGGGCCGGACGCCGCCGGCGACGCGACGCCCUACGCGGCCGCGCUGGGAUGCACAGCGGUCCAGGUGGUCGACCUGCCCUGGGAGUCGGUGCCCUCCCACUCCGCCCUCGUUCCGGAGGUUGUGUUGGCAGCAGAUGUGGUGUACGACAGUACGCUAUUCCAGCCGUUAUGUGAAGCUUUACGGCACCUAGCAGUCGAGGUUAACCACAAGUGCCUUAUUGUACUGGCUUGCACCAUACGCAACAGUCACACACUUGACCAAUUCUUCAGUCGGCUAGCAACCAGUAGUCUGCAUGUACAGACAGAAGAAGUAAUCCAGCCCUCUGUAUUCAUAUACAGCAGUGACCCUCCGGUGAAAGUAUACACUAUCACCAGCACACCAAGAUCAGAGAGAUAGCAUUUGAAUGGAUGUACAGUGUGUGGUACUUUAAAUAAAAAACUUAAAAUCC
Messenger RNA from Bacillus rossius redtenbacheri, 1873 nucleotides. Its product is annotated as protein-lysine N-methyltransferase EEF2KMT. The record is from RefSeq and is a predicted model, not a curated record. Lineage: Eukaryota; Metazoa; Arthropoda; Insecta; Phasmatodea; Bacillidae. The coding region runs from base 904 to 1821 and encodes 305 amino acids. The transcript has 6 exons.